This is a messenger RNA of Dentiscutata erythropus, 471 nucleotides long. NCBI's taxonomy places the organism in Eukaryota, Fungi, Glomeromycota, Glomeromycetes, Diversisporales, Gigasporaceae. The record is from the annotation of a GenBank genome assembly.
AUGUCAUCUUUAAAAACCAUCAUUUCUCUCUUCUUUCUUCUCUCUAUUAUUUACAAUCUCGUCGCCGCAACCGUAAUUCAACCAAAAGUCGAUGAAAUUUCUUUAGAUUCACUACCUGAAGCAGGUGACGUUUGGGAGAUGGAGUUAGAUCCCGCUGCAUCCUCCAAUGUUGAUCCAUCUGCUGAAAUUUCUACUGAAGCUGAUGCCGACUCUUCGGAAUCCUCUACAAACAUCCUUCACAACUCAAUCCAAGUUAUUGGACCAAAAGUUCAAUUGGGAGAAGUUCAAGACCAAUUAUAUCGUUACCAUUGGACAAAACCAUUAUAUAUUAAUAAAUAUCACUACCAUUGGGGAACUCAUAUUCACUAUGAUCGCAAGAUUUUCUUGCAUCAAAUUUAUAAAGAUAACAAAUUCUAUAAAAUUUGUUAUGCCGAUGACUGUAGAUUUACUGUUACUAAAGUCAUAAGAUAG